Molecule: messenger RNA, 2114 nt
Organism: Fusarium oxysporum Fo47
Lineage: Eukaryota; Fungi; Ascomycota; Sordariomycetes; Hypocreales; Nectriaceae
Product: protein translocase subunit TIM50
Exons: 2
Coding region: 1-1836 (611 amino acids)
Molecular function (GO): phosphoprotein phosphatase activity
Source: RefSeq, a predicted model, not a curated record
AUGACGCCAUCGGCCUAUCAAAAGUCCGUGUCACUGAGCACGGCUAAUCCGCGGUGUCUUCCCUCAAGAUGCUCCACUUUGGAGCAGAACCGUGCGAUUUUUUUCCACGGCCGACGACGCCAUGCCAUUCUAUGGCGGAGUAUCAGACCAACUCCGUCAAGCUGCACAUCAACACCCCAGGCCAUUGAAGUUGGAUCCUUCACCAUCGAAACCGCCAAACAACCCCUCCAGCCACAGCGGUUCAGUUCCUCUCCCUUCGCUAUGCUGUCCAGAGUAGCCCAGGCUUCGCGCUUGGGCUUGAUGACAGCUCGUCUGUCACGGCCCGUCGCAUCUCCUUCUCUCCGAGCUCUUCCCGCCGUCGCUCCUCAAUUUGCCUCGCCAUGGCUCCGAACAUACGCCAAGAAAUCCUCCUCUCAACAAAACAAAGAUUCGAAACAGAAGCCUUCCCAGGCGCAAAACGAUGCUGAAAAUGUCGAGAAGCCUGCUGAGAAUGACGUCGACAAGGCUGGCGAGAAGUCUACCGAGGCUCCGAAGGAGGGGGAGCAAAUACCUUUCCACAAGCUACCCGACCUGACACAGGGUAUUCCUUCGACACUGUUUGAGGAGAUGGGUGGUGAUAAGAAGAAGGAGCAGAAGGAGCAGAAGGAGCUGCAGGAGAUGGAGGAGGCUGAAUCUAGUGGCGGACGUGAACGAUCGGAAUAUGUCUCCACGUCUGAGCGAAAUCGCAAGUGGUGGACAAGAUUCAUGCUUAUUGCGACUGCUGCCGGUGGAACUCUGAGCGUUCUAUACAUGGGCCGAAACUGGGAAGACACCAUUGAAGCUGAGCGUCACUCUGACAUUCCUAACGGCCCUGGCCUUGGUUUGUGGUGGAAGCGUGCCAAGACCCGUUUGACCGAGUCUGUCACGUACUACCAAGAGCCUGCAUUCGAGAAGCUCCUCCCCGAUCCCGAUCCUACGUUCGAGCGCCCUUAUACCCUCUGUCUGAGCUUGGAUGACCUUCUCGUUCAUAGCGAGUGGUCCCGUGAACAUGGCUGGAGAAUUGCAAAGCGACCUGGUGUGGACUACUUCAUACGGUAUCUUAGUCAGUACUAUGAGCUGGUCCUUUUCACCUCUGUGCCGUUUGCAACUGGCGAGCCUAUCAUGAGGAAGUUGGAUCCUUUCCGAUUAAUCUUGUGGCCCCUCUACCGAGAGGCUACCAAGUUUGAGGAUGGAGAGAUCGUCAAGGACCUUUCUUACCUCAACCGUGACUUGAAGAAGGUCAUCAUCAUCGACAGCAACCCCAAGCACGUCCGCAACCAACCUGAAAACGCCAUCAUCCUUGAACCCUGGAAGGGCGACCGUAACGACAAGGAGCUCGUGAACCUUAUUCCCUUCCUCGAGUACAUCCACACCAUGCAGUACGACGACGUUCGCAAGGUCCUCAAGUCUUUCGACGGCAAGCACAUUCCCACCGAAUUCGCCCGUCGUGAAGCCAUCGCCCGAAAGGAGUUCCAGGCCAAGCAACUCGCCCACAAGCAAAAGCACGGCUCUGGCGUCGGCGCUCUAGGCAACCUCCUCGGUCUCAACCCCAGUAACAUGAGCAUGAUGGUCUCCCCCGAAGGCGAGCAAAACCCCGCCGAGGCUUUCGCACAGGGUAAGAUGCUACAAGACGUCGCCCGCGAGCGCGGCCAGCGCAACUACAUGGAGCUCGAGAAGCAGAUCCGCGAGAACGGCGAGAAGUGGCUGAAGGAAGAAGCCGCGAUGAUGGAGGCGGCCCAGAAGGAAGCUAUGAACAGCAUGAUGGGCUCGUUCUCUGGCAUGUUCGGAGGCGGCAACCCACCUGAGAAGAAGGCCUAGAAAAGAGGGGCCGCUGAGUGAGGUGGCAAGCACAUCUCCACUAAUUAAUGUCUUGUAAUUUUUUACGAUAGGGGAUCUCUGUUACAAAAUACCAUACUUCAGAUUGGGAAGAGGUCUUAUAGAAAAAGCAUGGAGGGAUGCAUCCUUGAUGAUUUGGGGCAUUUGGUGUAAGAGUGAAGAGGGACUUUGUAUAUUAGGUGUAUGCUGGGGGAUGAAUAUGUAAAAAUAUGAUGUUACAAGUAAAAGUUAUGAGAUAGGAUUGAAGCAAUGUGCUACCG